CAGGAUCCCGGGCCCGCCCAGCCUGGAUCCCCACCGUGGAAGGGGACAGCGGGAAGCGGGCGGCGGCCCUGACGGCGGCGGUCCUCCCGCAGGUCGAGUGUAGCGGGUCCCGGCAGGGCGGGCAUGGAGGAAAAUGCGGUGGAGAGCAGCAGCGACGCGACCCCACAGGCAGCGCCGGAGGAGCCCACCGAGAGCGGGCUAGGCGUCGGGAGCUCGGACGCCGUGUCGGCGGACAGCAGCGAUGCCGCCGCGGAGCCCGGGCUGCUCUCCCGGGCCGAUGACUCCUGCGUGGGGCAGAGCUCCGACAGCAGCGGGGUCUCCUUGGAAGUGGUCUCAGAGAGCAGCUCCAGCACAGAUGCUAUUCCAAGGAUUUACCUGCCAGACUCCUCUUCUGUUGCCCAAUCCACCUUGGUCUCCAGUGUUUCCACUGUGAGCCAGUCCAUCAUGGUGUCAGAGUCCCCACAAGUUCUGGUCCACUCCAGUGUCGUCACUGAUGGAGCCACAGUUGUGUCAGACUCGACUGCAUCCACUUCCUCAGACCUGGGUUCUGCCAUUGACAAAAUCAUUGAAUCCACAAUCGGGCCUGACAUUAUUCAGAGCUGCAUCGCUGUGACCAGCGCAGAGGCUGGAAGGGCAGAGACCACGCAGUACCUCAUUCUGCAAGGCCCUGAUGAUGGUGCCCCCAUGGUGUCCCAGGUGGCCACUUCUGCUCUAGCCAAUAGCUUGGCAAUAGAAGCUAUUGCUGAUGGACCUACCUCCACGUGCCUUGACCAGCCUGGCCCUUCAGAGCCUUCCAGGCAGUUGGAAGUGCUGAAGCUGCCUGUACAGCCAGACCGAGCCCAAGAGGCAGAUGGUGGGGAGGAGGUGGACCAGCCAGACUUGGAGACCCUGGAAGAGAUGAUGGAAGUGGUGGUGGUGCAGCAGUUCAAGUGCAAAAUGUGUCAGUACAAGAGUGUCUCUAAGAAAACACUGAUAAACCACAUGAAAGAGCGUCACUUCCAGCCAGUGGGUUCAGCUCUGGCUCUGAAGAAAGGACGACUACGGAAGGUGGGAGCUGCUCCAAAAACAGAGAAUGAAGAGGCCCAAGAAGAAGAAGAUGAUGAUAUAAUGGAUGCUGGUGCUAUUGAUGAUCCUGAAGAGGACAGUGACUACAACCCAGCUGAGGACGAGCCCCGGGGGCGACUGCCCAAGUAUGGCCGCAGUGUCCCCACGUCCAGUGAGGAGAGGCCACGUCGACGCCCAGGGAGACCCCGCAAGCUGCUUCAUCUGGAGAAUAUGUCUCAGGACAUGAUGGAAGGAGGAGAGGUGGAGCCCUUGGUGACAUCCCAAAGUACACCAAGCCAGGAGCCACAGAACUCGGAAGCAGCCAGUUCCUCUGGCCUGGAGAAUGGGACUGGUGAGAACCUGGCAGAGCCCGGUAUCAGCCAGUCCGACUCCGAGAACAAGGACCCUUCCUCCAAGAGCGGUGCUGAGGAUGCAGACGCCAUCCCCCGGCGGCGCGGGCGGCCCUCCCGCCGCUUUCUGGGCAAGAAAUACCGCAAGUACAUGGGGCGCAGGUACUACUACAAGUCCCCCAAGCCCCUGAUGCGGCCCUACCUGUGUCGGAUCUGUGGCUCACGGUUCCUCACGCACGAUGACCUGCGCUUCCACGUCAACUCACACGAGGCCAAUGACCCGCAGCUCUUCAAGUGUCUUCAGUGCAGCUACCGUUCCCGGCGCUGGUCCUCCCUCAAGGAGCACAUGUUCAACCAUGUGGGCAGCAAGCCCUACAAGUGCGAGGAGUGCAAUUACACCAGCGUGUACAAGAAGGAUGUCAUUCGACACUCCACAGUGCACAGCCGGGACAGGAAGAAAAGAGCUGAUCCGCCACCAAAGCUGAACUCCUUCCCAUGUCCUGUCUGCAACCGUGUCUACCCCAUGCAGAAGAGGCUUACGCAGCACAUGAAGACACACAGUACAGAGAAACCACAUAUGUGUGACAAGUGCGGAAAGUCCUUUAAGAAGCGUUACACCUUCAAGAUGCACCUGCUGACGCACAUCCAGGCCAUUGCCAACCGCAGGUUCAAGUGUGAGUUCUGUGACUAUGUCUGUGAGGACAAGAAGGUCUUGCUGAACCACCAACUGUCACACAUGAAUGAUAAGCCAUACAAGUGCAGCGUCUGCAAGUACUCCACCUUCCGGGAGGACUUCCUGGUCUCACACAUGGCAGUCAAGCAUACGGGAGGGAAGCCGUUCGCUUGUGAGUUCUGUCACUUCACCACCAAGCACAAGAAGAACCUGCGCCUGCACGUGCAGUGCCGCCAUGCCGACUCCUUCGAGGAGUGGGCACAGAGGCACCCCGAGGAGCCGCCCUGCCGCCGCCGCCCCUUCUUCACCCUGCAGCAGAUCGAGGAGCUCAAGCAGCAACACAGCCAGGUGCAGGCACCAGCUGAGCCAGAGGCCAGCCCACCAGUGAGUGCCAUGUCUGGCCCCAGCUCCUCCUGGUGCUCGCUGCCCACUGUGCUGUCAGCUCUGUCUCUCGUGCAGGCACCCCUUGGCCCCAUCACCUGCCACACGGUCCAGGCUGUUGCAGGUACAGAGCCCUCUGUUCUCUCACAAGGUUCCCUGGAAGGAGCCACCAUCAUCUAUGAACAAGAUGUGGCUGGAUCAGCAGAGCUGGCCACGCAGACCGCCCUGGAUCUUCUGCUGAACAUGAGCACCCAGCGGGAGCUGGCCACCAGCUCACUGCAGGUGGGCACAGUCAAGGUGGCAGUGGUGAAGCCGGAUGAUCCAGGAGAAGCACCAGGCCCCUGUGAGCUGCAGGCACGGGAGGAGGCGGCAAAGGUGGCUUCUAAGGAGCAGCAGCAAAAGCUGGUGAUGCUGCACAUGGCAGAGCCUGGACAGACACUUGUGCAGGAGACAUAUGGGGAAGCGAGCCUGAGUGGCUCGGAGCUGCAGCAGAUCACCAUCCCCUUCAGUGGAACAGCAGAGUACAGCAUCAUUGCACCCAUCAGCGAGGAGAUCCAGGCUCCUGCCACGAUGUACAGCAGUGAGGAGGAGAGUUCUGUGGAGACCUCCCACACAGUUGUGGUGAGCGGAGCUGUGAUGACAGAGGAGGCACUGGAGGACCAUAGCAAUCACUACAUCAUGUCAUCUGGUGUCCCAGGGAACCAGGUCCAGAGCAUGGAGCCCCUCAGCAGGGAUGCUGCCUUUUCCUCACCUGCGGAGGGCCAGGAGGCACAGCCCACCGAUAUCAAGUGGCCCCUGGUGCAGUGUGUCACCAGGCAGUUCCAGAAGGACUCGUCUUUAUCCCCAGCGUCUGAGGGGCAGGAAGUCUCAUCCCCAAAGGUCAAGUGGCCUGCACUUCAAGGCAUGACCAGGAAGCUCACAUGCAAGAUUACCGCAGGCAAGAAGCUCUCAUGCAAGAUUUCUAUGGCCAAAAAGUUUUCAUGUAAGAUUUGCACAGCCAUGUUCACAGGGAGAGCGGAGAUGGAGAGUCACAAGAGAGCCCACAUUGGGCCCAGCACCUUCAAGUGUCCCGACUGUCCCUUCACUGCCACACUGUGGCCAGAGGUCCGGAAUCACAUGGUUCAACAUGCCAACCUCCGGCCACACAAGUGCCCCCACUGCAGCUUUGCCUCCAAGAACAAGAAGGACCUGCGCAGGCACAUGCUGACCCACACCAAUGAGAAGCCCUUCGCCUGCCAGGUCUGUGGGCAGAGGUUCAACCGUAAUGGGCACCUCAAGUUCCACACGCAGCGUUUGCACAGCUCAGAGGCCAAAAGGCCAGGGCCAGCUGCUGCCCAGCAGACCAUCAUCCUGAACAGCGAUGAGGACACCCUGGCCACCCUACACACUGCUCUGCAGGCUGGCCAGGCUGUGCUGGCUCCCGAGCGGCUGCAGCAGGCUCUGGGGCAGGAGCACAUCCUUGUUGCUCAGGAGCAGAGUGUUACCAGCCAGGAGGAGGCAGCCUACAUCCAGGAGAUCACAACUGCUGAUGGACAGACAGUACAGCACUUAGUGACCGCUGACAACCAGGUUCAGUACAUUAUUGCCCAGGAGGGUGUCCCGCACUUGCUUCCCCAAGAGUAUGUUGUUGUCCCAGAAGGACAUCACAUCCAGGUACAGGAUGGUCAGAUCACCCACAUCCAGUACGAGCAGGGUGGCCAGUUCCUCCCAGAGUCACAGAUCCAGUAUAUGCCUGUGUCACCUGAACAGCAGCUUGUCACCCAGGCACAGCUGGAAGCAGCAGCACACUCGGCUGUCUCAGCGGUGGCGGAUGCGGCGAUGGCCCAGGCACAGGGCGUCUUCACUGCCAAGGAAGCAGCCGAGCAGAUCCAGCAGCUGCAGCCGGGCAUCCACUACGAUGUCAUCACGCUGUCAGACUAGCACCAGGCCAGGGCCACACCCUGCUGGGCAGGUGGCUGCACCGGCAGCAGCCGCCCCAGCCAGCAGUUGCCUUAUUGUGCCGGGGCUGCAAAGGACACACCUGGACUGUGACAGCACAGACACAGAGGGACACGCUGCUGCUCAGCUCUGUACUGUGGGGGUCCUGCACCUUCCCCCAGACUGCUCAGCAGCCACGGGGCAGCCCUUGUGUGGACAGUCUCUUUGCCUGUUGCACGUGAUGGUCUGAAAUCCUUUUUCCUGAAUGGUCUGCGUGGGAGGCCAUGGAUCAGCAUCUGCCCGGUACAUGAGGAUCCCAGGGAAGCCAUAGGGCUGGGCACAACUGUGGUGCAGCAUCAGAGGUGAGGUGUGUGCAGCCACAGCCACUGCUCCCCGCAGCAGCCAUGGGGCCAGUGGUCUUAGUGUGCCAGCAGCCAGCCCUCCUGUGGUAUCUCCAGGCAGGCAGCAGCAGGGCUCUGGACUGGAGGAACCCAAGGAGAAGGAGGCAGAAGAUGCUCUAUUUUUGUUCUGGAGAGGGAUGGACUCUUGUGUUGGUUGUUGUUGGAGGGUUUCAGCUGUAACAUUCUCAAGCUCUGACUGUGCUUAUGAAUAAAAAGGGAUGGAGAA
Messenger RNA from Cinclus cinclus, 4992 nucleotides. RefSeq names its product zinc finger protein 335 (gene ZNF335). Gene Ontology annotation, biological process: brain development; regulation of gene expression; positive regulation of neurogenesis. The coding region runs from base 124 to 4368 and encodes 1414 amino acids. The transcript has 26 exons. Gene Ontology annotation, cellular component: nucleus. Lineage: Eukaryota; Metazoa; Chordata; Aves; Passeriformes; Cinclidae. The record is from RefSeq and is a predicted model, not a curated record. Gene Ontology annotation, molecular function: RNA polymerase II cis-regulatory region sequence-specific DNA binding.